GGAGUGCGGAAGAAAGAUCUGGAAGGUUCUGGAGGUGGAGCCGCGUCUAUUCAAGGGACUGGCUGUCACGGAGCCUCAGCAGAGUCUCUACGAGCGCCCUAUACAGGUGUCUGGUUGCACCCCUAACUGGAAAGGUCAACAAGAAGCAUGGGCAAAGAUUACUACAAGACCCUUGGGUUGUCCAAGGGGGCGUCCGAGGAAGACAUCAAGAAGGCGUACAGGAAACAAGCCCUGAAAUAUCACCCGGAUAAAAACAAGGAUCCUGGGGCGGAGGAGCGCUUCAAAGAGAUUGCUGAGGCUUACGAUGUGCUGAGCGACCCCAAGAAGAGGGAGAUAUUCGACAAGUACGGCGAGGAGGGUCUUAAAGGAGCCCCAGGUGGAGGAAGCAGUGGUCCCAAUGGUCCUUCCUUCAGCUACACCUUCCAUGGAGAUCCUCAUGCCAUGUUUUCAGAGUUCUUUGGGGGUCGUAACCCGUUUGAUUCUUUCUUUGUAAGAGGAGAAGAGGACAUGGAGACAGACGACCCCUUCUCGGGAUUUGGCAUGGGCGGUUUCGGUCAUUUAGGUGGCUUCCCCAGGGCUGCCCCAGGACGUCGUGAGCCACUCCAGAAGAAGCAAGACCCUCCAGUGAUCAGAGAGCUACCGGUUUCUCUAGAAGAAGUCUUUACUGGCUGCACCAAGAAGAUGAAGAUUUCUCACAAACGACUGGGCCCAGACGGGAGGAGUAUGCACACAGAGGACAAGAUCCUCACCAUCCAAGUGAAGAGGGGUUGGAAGGAGGGCACCAAGAUCACAUUCCCCAAGGAGGGUGAUGAGACGCCUAGAAACAUCCCGGCAGAUAUUGUGUUUGUGCUGAAAGACAAACCUCAUUCUGUGUACAAGAGAGAUUCAUCUAAUGUGAUCUACACAGCGAAGAUCAGCCUACGAGAGGCUCUCUGCGGCUGCUCCAUCAACAUCCCCACCCUCGACAGUCGCACCAUUCCACUCGUCAGCAAAGACAUCAUCAACCCAGGGACCAAGCGCAGGUUUCACGGAGAAGGACUUCCAUUCCCCAAGGCCCCCGAACAGCGGGGGGAUCUCAUAGUGGAGUUUGAUAUACGCUUUCCCGAACGUCUGCCCACCUCUUCUCGGGAAACUCUAGAACGGGUCCUGCCUGCAUAAUAGUGACGCUGACUCCCACGUACAAUGACACAGACCAAAGUGGUACUGACGGGCGUGACCCAACAAGCCUGCAGUGCCUGAGAAGCUGGAGAGGAAUUCUGCUUAUGAGCAAGGCACCCAAUGACCCGAAAUACAUGUUUCCUUUUUUUUUUUUUUUUUUUUAUUCUUUUCUUCACACCAAUAAGUCUUGAACCAGCUACCAUUGAACGUCUUAAAGGUGAUGAUGAGUUUAAGAGCCCGCUUAUUAUGAUUCCGCUUAGUAGUUAGAAGCCUCCCAUAGUCGUGGCGGUUGUAUAUUCAUGCAUUCCUUAUUACUGUUGUGUUUAGAAAUCAAUCCGCUGUCUGUCUGCAUUUGUAAGUCCAGAGAGGAAGCUGCUGUCCCAUGUCAGCAGCUACAGUCCUAUGUCAAGUCUGAUGGCAGAUUCCAUUAGUUUACCAGUCAUCUCAUUCAGUAUCAUCUCCCUUUUAUUUCCUGUGAUAUUUCUGUGCUGACAGGUGCAGCAUCACUGUGCCCCAUGGUGUACUGCCCAUGCCACACAGUGCCCAAUACUAGGACAGAGAUCAGCAUGAUUAGCAGUUACCGUCUUUCCUGGAAGGGGCCAGUUCAGAAACUUCUUCUCAUCUCAUGAACAAUCGGUGUGCCCUUGCGCAUGUAAGUCUACUUUCACACUGGCGUUUUGACUUUCCGGUUGUGGGAUCCGUUCAGAAGUGGUCCAAAACGGAUCAGUUUUGCACGAAUGCAUUCUGAAUGGAAAAGGAUCUGCUCA
Bufo bufo (common toad) is the source of this 1925-nucleotide messenger RNA. It is a transcript of the gene DNAJB1, whose product is annotated as DnaJ heat shock protein family (Hsp40) member B1. The record is from RefSeq and is a predicted model, not a curated record. The transcript has 4 exons. Gene Ontology annotation, biological process: negative regulation of transcription by RNA polymerase II. Lineage: Eukaryota; Metazoa; Chordata; Amphibia; Anura; Bufonidae. Gene Ontology annotation, molecular function: protein-folding chaperone binding. Gene Ontology annotation, cellular component: cytosol. The coding region runs from base 148 to 1158 and encodes 336 amino acids.